Messenger RNA from Bombyx mandarina (wild silkworm), 2187 nucleotides. RefSeq lists its product as uncharacterized. Lineage: Eukaryota; Metazoa; Arthropoda; Insecta; Lepidoptera; Bombycidae. Gene Ontology annotation, cellular component: plasma membrane. Gene Ontology annotation, biological process: nucleoside transmembrane transport. Gene Ontology annotation, molecular function: nucleoside:sodium symporter activity. The record is from RefSeq and is a predicted model, not a curated record.
CUUGACGAGCGCGAGUCGCCGCCGAAGCAAGACUCUGGUUUUAUCGAAACGCUCCAAAAAACAAACGCGUUAAUAAAAUAUUCAGUUCACAAAUUAUUUGAAACGUCGCUCUGAACAAUGCUGAGCCAAUCAAUGUUGGCAGUGAUUUUCCGAGCACUAGUUUCUUAUAUGUAACGAGAAUUGUUCAAAUUUUCUUUAUAAAUUCUAAUUAAACAAAAAAACAAUAUGGACGCCGCUUACCUUCCGCCCGCCAAGUCUCAAUCCCAAAAUGGAGACGUUGAAAUGACAGAUGUGAAACCGAAAAAUGAACAAAUCGUCCUCGAUCAGUUGGAGUAUGAGCCGUCUGGUUGCUUGGAGACCUCGCUUGCCAGGGUUGGCAGUUCCACGGAGGUGUUCCUCAAAAGAAACGGACCAUCUAUUAAGAUCAUAAGCCUUUUCGUGCUGAACGGCUUGGUGAUCGGGUUCUUCUUCGGAUGCUUAUAUUAUCAUUUGUAUCAUAAUAACCAACCGUUGAUGCUGUGCGAAGGCUUCGGUAGCUUGAUAGCCUUGCUGUCAAUAGUCUACUUCUUUGUCAUAUAUUACUUGGUGGUCAAGAGGUACUUCGGGGACUGGUUCGAAGCUAACGUCUGGAAUAAAGCCGAACGUGUGGCUUUAAAGCUCUGGGAAUAUGCUUUGUUCCGCUGGUCUUUCUGCUUGCUGGUGCUCGGUGGAAUCCUGGUCUUCUUGGUCUUAGACGCGACAGACACACCCGAACGGCUUAUAUCCUUGCUCGGACUGUUUCUACUCAUGGGAUUAGGGUUUAUAUUCUCUUCGCAUCCCGGCCGAGUGAAAUGGCGCACCGUCUUAUCCGGGCUCCUGUUGCAGUUCGUGUUUGGCCUGGUCUUCAUCAGGUGGGACCAUGGAAGGCUUGCUCUCCACUGCAUUUCCGAUAAGGUGGCGACAUUCCUGCUAUACGGCCAGGAAGGUGCCGCCUUCGCGUUUGGCAAUCUGCUGGUCAGAGAAGAAGGAGUGUUUGCUUUUAGCUCUCUGCCAGUGAUCUUCUUCUUCAGCAUGUUAGUGGAGAUAUUGUUCUUUUGGGGCGCCCUGCAGGCGUUCUGUCUGACCCUGGGGAGGGUGUUGCGAGCCGCCACCAGCACCACGGUGGUCGAGAGUGUUAUCGCCAUUGGAAAUGUCUUUCUUGGAAUGACCGAAUCAGUCCUGCUGGUGAAACCGUAUCUAGCUUUGCUGACGCCUUCGGAGAUGCACGUCGUGAUGGCUUCGGGUUUCGCCACCGUAUCGGGCACAAUCUUGGCGACGUAUAUUAAUUUCGGGGCCAAAGCGACGCAUCUCGUCACGGCUAGCGUGAUGUCCGCCCCGGCCGCGGUGUGCUACGCGAAGCUGUUGAUGCCGGAGACAAAAAGAUCGCUCACGACCGUCGAUAAUAUACAGCCGGUCGUCAGCGAGGAUCAAUCCGUUUUGUCGGCUGCGACCCGCGGCGCCACGAAUGGUAUCGCACUGAUUCUGAACAUAAUAGCCAAUAUUGUGGCGUUUGUCGCUUUUGUGGCCUUCGUAAAUGGUGUGUUCGGGUAUUGCGGCGGUCUACUGGGCUUUCCGGAGCUCAACUUGGAGUGGGUCAUGGGCAAAGUCUUCAUUCCGCUCUGCUACGUCAUGGGUGUACCUUGGGAGGAGUGCGAGCUGGUCGGGUCGUUAAUCGGCCUGAAGACCAUUGUGAAUGAGUUCGUUGCGUAUCAGAGGAUGGGGGAGAUGCUGAAGGAUGGUCUCCUAUCGCCUCGAGCUGAGCUGAUAGCGACGUAUGCUCUAUGCGGCUUCACCAACCCAGGGUCAGCGGGGAUCAUGAUCGGAGCCAUAGCAGCCAUGGCGCCAAACCAGCGGGAGACAUUGUCCAGUAUCGCGUUGAGGGCUUUCUUCGCUGGUUGCGGGAUAUGCUUCAUGACCGCUUGUAUAGCUGCGCUACUCAUGCCGGACGGAGCAUUUAUUUGAUAUUAAGAGAAAUACUAGAAGAAAGAAGCAUAAGAGAAGAAGAAAAGUAGAGUUCGUUUGAUGACGUUUAUUUAUAAGGCUGGACGCCUAUUGUAUCCGUUGCAUACGCGUUUAAAGGAGAUAAAAGAUGCGUCUAAUUUCUGGUGAAUUUCAUGUCAAUAUCUUUUUUUUAUUUUGAUUUUAUUGCUUAAAUGGGUGGUCGAGCUA